Ctenocephalides felis (cat flea) is the source of this 432-nucleotide messenger RNA. RefSeq names its product ras-like GTP-binding protein RhoL. The record is from RefSeq and is a predicted model, not a curated record. Gene Ontology annotation, molecular function: GTP binding; GTPase activity. Lineage: Eukaryota; Metazoa; Arthropoda; Insecta; Siphonaptera; Pulicidae. Gene Ontology annotation, biological process: small GTPase-mediated signal transduction. The coding region runs from base 1 to 432 and encodes 143 amino acids. The transcript has 4 exons.
AUGUAUGUGAAAUGUCUCAUAGAUGGAUGCACACACAUUUUGAACGUUUGGGAUACAUCAGGUCAGGAGGAUUAUGAUAGGUUGCGGCCACUUUCUUAUCCAAAUACUGAUUGUUUCCUGCUGUGCUACUCAAUUAGUAGUCGCGAUAGUUUCGACCAUGUGCAUUCAAAAUGGUAUCCAGAAAUUCGGCAUUAUUCACCAAAAGCACCAAUAAUCUUAAUCGCAACUAAAAUCGAUUUGAGAAAUUCUAACUCCCAUGGUUUGGUGACAUUUGAAGAAGGUCAAGCAAUGCACAAAAAGAUCCGAUCAAGUGAUUUUGUAGAAUGUUCAGCACUUGAAUAUACAAAUGUGGAUAUUGUUUUCAUAAAGGCAGUUCGAGCUGUGUUGCAAAAGGAAAAUGCCGCACGAAAAUUAAAAUGUAAUGUAUUAUAA